Adineta ricciae is the source of this 3468-nucleotide messenger RNA. The record is from the annotation of a GenBank genome assembly. NCBI's taxonomy places the organism in Eukaryota, Metazoa, Rotifera, Eurotatoria, Adinetida, Adinetidae.
AUGACUGAACUAGGUCAUCGUUCCAUUGAAAUUCCAUUGCAUUCCGGUGAUGAAGUCAUCGAAGUCAGUCUCGAUCAAUUACCCGAUGGCCAGGAAGUACUUGCGAUUCUGCAGCAAGAAAACUGCCCGUUACAUAUCUGGGUGACACUUGCUUUAGAGUAUUAUCGUCAAGAUAAAGAAAAGGAUUUUGUGGAAAUUCUCAAAUCCGCCUGUAGUGAAAUUAACAAUCAACGACAACAACAAACAACUGGUCAUCGCGCUCAAGAAACCGAUCAAAUGCGUUGUUUAGAUACUCUGGCUGCUUAUUACGUCAAACGUGGUCAUCGCGAGAAAGCCAAAGACAAAAAACGUGAAUUUUUCACCCAAGCAACAUUGCUUUAUACUCACGCUGAUAAAAUUCUCAUGUACGAUCUCAAUCAUUUACUUGGCCGAGCUUAUAUUUGUUUACUCGAGGGUGAUAAAAUGGAUCAAGCUGAACAACAAUUCAAUUUCGUACUUAAUCAAAUGCAAAAUAAUAUUCCUGCAUUGCUAGGACGAGCUUGUAUUGCAUUCAACAAGAAAGAUUAUCGACAAGCUUUGAAUUUAUAUAAACGUGCAUUGAAAUAUUCACCGGAAAAUUCCGCCGGCAUUCGUGUUGGUCUCGCAAAUGCAUUUGCCAAACUGAACAAAUUAGACAAAGCUGAGUUAGCAUUCAAUCGUGCCAUUGAAGUCGAUCCCAAAUGCGUCGGAGCAUUAGUCGGCUUAGCUAUACUCGAAUUGAAUAUGCGAGCACCUGAAUCCAUCAAACAAGGUGUCAUCAAAUUGUCGCGCGCUUAUCAAUACGAUCCACAGAAUCCAAUGGUUUUGAAUCAUUUGGCUAAUCAUUUCUUCUUCAAAAAAGAAUAUACUCGUGUGCGUCAAUUAGCAAUGCAUGCACUGAACUAUACAGAAAACGAAGCGAUGCGAGCGGAGAGUUGUUAUCAUUUAGCUCGAGCUCAUCAUGCUGAACGCGAUUACGAAGAAGCAUUUCGUUAUUACUAUCAAGCGACUCAUUUAGCACCGGAAAAAUUUGUUCUACCUCUAUUCGGACUUGGACAGAUGUAUUUACAAAGAGAAGAUACGGCUAAUGCAAGUGAUUGUUUUGAAAAAAUCUUGAAAAUUCAUCCCAAUGAUCAUGAAUCGAUGAAAAUCCUAGCUAGUAUCUAUGGCGAAUCAUCCGAUCAAGAUAAACGAGACAAAGCUCGUGAAUUCUUGAAAAAAGUAACACAACACGAUGAACAUGAUAUCGAUUCCUGGAUUCAAUUGGCAGAAAUUCUCGAAGGUGUCGAUCUACAAGGCUCAUUGGAUGCUUAUCUGACAGCGUCGAGAUUAAUUCGUGAAGUCCAUGGUAGAGAUACACCUAUAGAAAUGUUGAACAACAUGGGUUCAUUGCAUUACCGUUUGAAUAAUUAUGAAGAAAGUCGAAAAUGUUUCGAAAAGGGAAUAUCCUACGCCGAACAGGCUUGUGAAGCCGAACCUGCCUAUGCGAAUUCGAUUCUUGUGACUAUGAGAUAUAACUUGGCACGUGUAUGUGAAGCAUCGUUCGAAUUUGAUAAAGCUGAAACAUUAUACAAAGAAAUUUUACGUGAACAUCCGAAGUACGUCGAUUGUGUACUUCGUUUGGGUUGUAUGGCACGUGAUCGUGGACAAAUUUACAGUGCGUCUGAUUGGUUUAAAGAUGCUUUGGAAAUCAAUCAUAAUUCUCCCGAUGCAUGGACCAUGAUCGGAAAUUUACAUGCAGCCAAACAAGAAUGGAGACCGGGACAGAGAAAAUUCGAGCGCAUUUUACAUAAUCCACAAACGGCAAAUGAUUCUUAUGCGUUGAUUUCCUUGGGAAAUAUUUGGUUACAGACGUUGUAUAUGCCAUCUCGAGAUAAAGAGAGAGAAAAACGUCAUCAAGCGCGUGCUCUUCAAGUCUACAAAGUUGUCCUCAAAAACGACAAUCGUAACAUAUGGGCAGCGAACGGCGUUGGUUGUGUUCUAGCUCACAAGGGUUAUUUAAACGAAGCUCGGGAUAUUUUCGCUCAAGUUCGCGAAGCCACUGCCGACAUGCCCGACGUUUGGCUCAAUAUCGCACAUAUCUAUGUCGAACAGAAACAAUAUAUUCCUGCCGUGCAAAUGUACGAAAAUUGUCUGAAAAAAUUCUACAAAUAUAACAACGUCGAAGUAUUGACUUAUCUUGCUCGUGCGCUUGUCAAAGGCAAUCGUUUAAGCGAAGCGCACAAUGCUCUAUUGAAUGCUCGACGUGUUGCACCUCAUGAUUUAACACUAAUGUAUAAUAUUGCUUUAGUACAACAGAAAUUAGCACAGGAAAUCUUAAAGGAUGAAAAUUCGACAUUAGCAUCUGUUCUUCAAGCAAUUGAUCAAUUGCGAAUAGCUCAAAAGUCAUUCACAUGGCUUGGUAAACAUGGUGACCCACACCGACUAGAUUUGAAUCAAGCUACGCAAGAGGCUCAACAAUGUUCGGAUUUAUUAUCUCAAUCGACUUACCACGAGAUUCGUGCACGAAAGAAGGACGAAGAAGAGCAACUCGUACGACGAAAACAAGAUGAAGAGCGACGAAAGUUACGAGAGAAACAGCUUCAAGAAGAGGAAGAACGACGUCGACAAGAGGAUGAGCGUCGUCAAAAGGAACGCGAAAAACGUCAAGAGUUCGUUGAACGUACCAAGAAUCUACUUACUGCUGAACCGCAAGUUACAUCGGAGAAAAGCCAACGCGCAACUGGUGGAACGAAAAAGAGACAAAAACGCGAAGAUGAAGAGGAGUUUAUCAACGAUACCACUGAUCUUAUUAAUAACACCGACAAACUUCAGAAGAAACGAGCACGAAAAUCGAACGAGAACGAUGAUAAACGUGAACGAAAAUCAUCGAAGAAACGGAAAACCAUCGCUCGAAGUGAUAGUGAAAAUGAAAAUGAUGAAAAUGUUAAACGUAAAAAGAAAUCAAGCCAUAAGAAACGAUCUAGUCGUGUUACAACAAAUGAUGAGGAGGUUUCUCAAGACAACGACGAACCGGUAUCCGCUGAUGAGCAAGAAAGUGAUGAUGAAAAAUCUCCACGAAAGUCAACAUCUAAAAAAUCAGCAAAUCGAUCGAAACGUUCAUCAAAGACAUCACAUCGACAAUCUGAACCCGCUGGCCGAUACAAGUCAAAAGCGACGAUAUCGAGUAGCGACGAUGAUUCGGAUAAUGAGCCAUCGCGUCCAGCAGCUCCACCAGCCGAAGAUCAAGAAGAAGAAGAAGAAGAGGAGGAGGAGGAUGAGGAAGAAGGAGAAGAACAAGCAGCUGAAGACGAUAACGAAGGCUCACCAGCUGCUGAGGGUGAAGAAGAACAGGAACAACAAGAAGAGGAGGAGGAAGAAGGAGAAGAAGAAGAAACAGCAGCAGCAGCUGAGGGCCAAGAAGAAGAAGAGCAAGCACCUGAAGAUUUGGAAGUUAGUGAUGAAGAUUAG